Messenger RNA from Eruca vesicaria subsp. sativa (arugula), 792 nucleotides. Lineage: Eukaryota; Viridiplantae; Streptophyta; Magnoliopsida; Brassicales; Brassicaceae. The record is from the annotation of a GenBank genome assembly.
AUGGAUUCUUAUAAUCUCUCUCCUCUCUCCCUCCUCCAUCGGAUCAAAGAUUCCUUCCACUCCACCGUUUCCGCCAUCCUUGCCAACCUCUUCUCCGCCCUCUUCACCUUCUUCUUCGCUCUAGUGGGGACUUUUCUAGGAGCCUUUACAGGGGCUUUGAUCGGCCAAGAAACAGAAACCGGUUUCAUCAGAGGAGCCGCCGUUGGUGCUAUCUCUGGUGCUGUCUUCUCCAUCGAUGUCCUUGAAUGUUCCCUCCUCCUUUGGCAAACCGAUGACUCCGGUAUUGCUUGCCUUCUCUACUUGAUUGACGUCAUUGCUAGCCUUUUGAGCGGGCGGCUUGUUCGCGAGCGUAUUGGUCCUGCAAUGCUUAGUGCUGUCCAGAGUCAGAUGGGAGCCGUGGAGUCACAGUUCCAAGACCACACUGAUAUCUUCGGCACUGCCAUUUCAAAGGGGCUCACGGGGGAUUCUCUCGACCGAAUCCCAAAGGACUUUCAGGUGGGAGAUACUGUUAGAAGUUUGCCGCAUUGCCAUCAUAUGUUCCACCUACCGUGCAUCGACAAAUGGCUUCGCAGCCACGCUUCUUGUCCCUUGUGCAGAAGACUUAUUUGAAUUUAGACCUCUCUCUUUUUUUCUUUUUUUUUUGUAAAUGAUAUAUAUAAAACCCAAACACACUACUGGUUGGUGUUCCUUGAUUAUUUAGGUUACACAUUACACAUCAAUUGUCACUUGAUUCAUCUCUUGGAGAUCCUGAAUAUUUAGGUUACCCAUUACAUUCGUGGCAUUAGCUUGAUA